AAAAAUGCGGUGUUAGCUAACUAUGCUAGCCAGUGUGCCACCGCGUACCUCUGUGCUUAAAUCAAUGGAGCUAAAAUUGUCUAGGCUAACUAAAGUCACCUUGCAGAAAAUUUGAGACGUCCCGGCUUCCGUACUUUGCGGAAAUAGUUUCUACGACGUGACUUGAGACAGCGAAAUGUUGCUAAUGUGGAACGCGUUUCGGGGAACUCUAACUCGUGCAAAAAAUGCCAAGGUUUUAAAACAUACUAAGGAAUUGCGGGCUUCCAUCUCCACCGGGCCCCAGCAGCAGCAUGGCACUUACUACGAGAUCCGCUCAUACUGCAUCAAGCCUGAGCAUAACACCACCUUCCUCAAACUGUUAAAUGAGAAGAUUCACCUGCGCACAGCUCAUUCUGAGCUUGUGGGCUUCUGGACUGGAGACUACGGUGCCUUCAACCAGGUCUUCCACAUCUGGAAGUAUGACAGCUAUGCCCACCGGGCACAGGUGCGAGCCGCUGUGGCCACAGACCCCCAGUGGCAGGAACAGUUCAUCUCAAAGGUCUUGCCCAUGCUGGUGUCGCAGGAUGUUGAGGCUGCCUACCUGGUGCCUUGGAGUAAAAUCCAAAAGCCUACAAAGAAAGGUGUCUACGAGCUGGUGACGUUCCAGAUGAAGCCUGGGGGUCCGGCCGUGUGGGGGAAGACCUUCCAGGCGGCUAUCAGCGCUCGCACCGGCGCCGGCUACUCCCACUUGGUGGGUGUCUUCCACAGUGAAUUCGGACUCCUCAAUCGAGUACAUGUCCUGUGGUGGUACGAGAGCCAUGACCAGCGGGCAGCGAUUCGGCACACGGCCCACCAAGACGCCCGCGUGGUGGCGGCAGUGAGGGAGAGUGUGUCGUACCUGGAGUCCCAGAGUAACAAGCUCCUGCUUCCUGCUCCGUUCUCCCCCCUCCAGUGAGCACAGCCCCUGGCACUGAAUCCAAGGCCCUGCCUGUUACAGCGGCUUCCUGGGCUGAUUUAUUUUUUGUGCACUUGGAGGCAAAUCACAUAAAUUCUACAUGUAGUUUGCAAACAGUUGCGAUUAUAGAUGCAGUGUAUGCAGUUUGCUGUUGCUCGAACCCUUAUGCUGAAAGUGCCGACGAAGUGGACCUCAAAGAAGAUUUGCAAGAGCCAAAUGGCUUCAUUUCAGCGCCCCUCCUUUGUCAAAUCUCCACCCUUUUUGAUCUCCAGUGGCCUCCUAAUGAAAAUGUGCAUCAAAUGUCUGAAUAUUGUGAUUCUUAAAAAGAAAUUCUGUUGAUUGACAUGUACGUCACGUAUGCUGUCAAAUUGUCUUUAAAAAAAACGGCGAUCUGUGUCACCAAACUGGUCCACAGCCCCCUUUAAGACACUUGCAGUUUUCGUUAUGACUCUGUGGUGUUGGGGUGGCAUUUCAGCAUCAUUUAUUUUUUAUACUAUGGGGAUUUUUUUCACCAAUACAACCCUUUCAUAGCAAAAAUGUAAGUAUUUUAAUUGCCUUGGUCAGUAUUAGGUAAAUGAAGACAUAAGACAAAAUAAUGACGUUGAUCCCAAAACUCCUUAUUGGUCGUGUCAUGAUGAUAUUCACUGCUCAUGUUGUGGAAGAUGUCAUAGAUCCACCCUGAUGUCUCUGCUGUCAUGAAGCACAUGUUGUGUGGGGGUGUACUACAGUGUUUAUUACUGUGGGGGGGGGUGUGACCCCGUGACUGUGGCCCAUUAGUGAUGUGAUUAUGUAGAUGACUUUAAAAUAAAUGCUUGCCUUGUCUGCA
Brienomyrus brachyistius is the source of this 1760-nucleotide messenger RNA. Its product is annotated as protein NipSnap homolog 3A-like. The coding region runs from base 176 to 934 and encodes 252 amino acids. The transcript is spliced from 6 exons. Gene Ontology annotation, cellular component: mitochondrion. The record is from RefSeq and is a predicted model, not a curated record. NCBI's taxonomy places the organism in Eukaryota, Metazoa, Chordata, Actinopteri, Osteoglossiformes, Mormyridae.